Neurospora crassa OR74A is the source of this 3682-nucleotide messenger RNA. Its product is annotated as endo-beta-1,3-glucanase. Lineage: Eukaryota; Fungi; Ascomycota; Sordariomycetes; Sordariales; Sordariaceae. Gene Ontology annotation, cellular component: extracellular region; fungal-type cell wall; cell surface. The transcript is spliced from 2 exons. The coding region runs from base 709 to 3003 and encodes 764 amino acids. Gene Ontology annotation, molecular function: glucan endo-1,3-beta-D-glucosidase activity; 1,3-beta-glucanosyltransferase activity. Gene Ontology annotation, biological process: cell wall organization; carbohydrate metabolic process. The record is from RefSeq and is a predicted model, not a curated record.
CCCUUUUUGGUCCAAUGCGAUGGCAAUGCGACGGGACACCAACCGCCGCAAAAACACAUUCUAGGAUUCAGCCGAAUGAGUGUCGGGCAGGCUCUGCCUUGGCCGGCCACUGCUACAAGGGAACCGAGAAAAAUCACCUCGCGUCACACACUUGACGACAACCUCAUCCUUUGCCGACACACGUCCGCUCAGGACCGCAUAGCCUUUCGGUUUUGAUAUCUUCGAGCAUUUACUUCGAAAAGCCUUCUCUUGGAGCGAUUCUAAAACUACCAGGCACCAGCCGUUUAUUGCGGGGCUUGUCUACGGAUGCCCCAAUACUACACUACAGUCACUUCCACUUUAAUCGGCGUUCCGAGACAAAGCGUCAUUGUUUGUUUUGUCGCCUGGCAUCCGGUGUGGACGGUCCCACGAGUCUGCGACACUACAACACCGGGAACACCUCGCUUGUAAUACCCUUCUGUUUUUAUCUCUGUGGAACAUCGUCUUUUGUUUGCUUGGAUUUCCAAGACAUAUCUAGUUCCAGUCGCCGCGGGAAUCGACGUUCUUCUUUCCCCUCAUCUGCAUCUGCGGCCGUUUGGACCCGAGCGCUCAUGACCUACGCUGCAAGUCGACCACAGAACCCCUAAUUGAUGAUCUCGUCUGAACUUGUUCCUACACGUACACUCCUGCGCCCUGCCAUCCACUCGCAUCUCGUCCUCGUAUCCGAGAAUGGCACAGUCAAGAUAUUCAUUUGACGACGAUCAAAUGGCGGAACGAGAACCUCUUGGUUCGUCAACAUCUCCAUACCAUUCACGAAACCAGUACUAUCCGCCCUCGCGUUCCCAGCAACAGUACCAAAAUUCAUUCCGUCCGCCGUCCGCAUCCCGACCCGGAGCCCAUCCGGAUUCUGCCUUUGAGCGACUUCGUAUGGAGAGACGCAAGAGUCAAGGACAAUCAUCAGAAAGGAGUAAUGGCGAUGGCAACUUCAGAGCGUACAUACCAGCUGGUACGGCAUCCAACAGCUACGAGCCACAAGAUAUAGUGUCGCCUAUAUCCCCUCCCCAGCCGCCUCCUCAUCGCGCCGAGGGAAGAUCGUGGGGCAAUGAUCAGGUUAGCUACUCGGAGUCACAACGACCUAGGGCCCUCAGCAACAUCACUCCUGGAGCGGACGACUUCAGCAAUGCUGCUGCCGGUGGUGUGACGGGGAUUGCGCUGACUGUCGCUGACCAGACUGCGAGGGAGAGCGGACUCAACGCACUUGACGGCCCCGCUUACCCACAAGAAUACGACCAACAACCUACUCCAGGGCAAUUUCAAAGCCAACAGAACCCCGGGCCCAAUGUGCGCGAUGCAUCGAACUAUACCCAGGCGCAGAUGCCUUAUGCCAGUCCGUAUGCACAAAACAGCGGGCCCCCUAGCCUACAAAGCAGUUCGCAGGCAUUAAAUGCUGCGCAGUAUGCGCCGGGGGCCGGCACACCUGGGCAGACAAGUCCCUCCAGAAGCCCACAUCAAGGUCCUGGUACGACAGGUAUCUACACAGACGAUCCCUUUCUGAGCUAUGGCCGUCCUCAGCCACCAGGUCUGGGGGUUGUCGAUCCGCUCGCUGCUCUUGAUGAUGAUGACGAUGACGGGCUCAAUUACCACCGCAAGUCGAAAAGGAACAGCAUCCUCAGCCUCGGUAAUGGGAGCAACAAGAGCGCUGGAGCCGUUGCUGGCACCGCUGCCGCUGGCGGCGUCAUUGGCGGCCUGGCCAGCCGUAAUGAGAGCGGUAAUGUCUCUGGCUAUACUCCGAUCAAAAACAAUGUCCAGAUGACCGACACUAUACAUGCGGCCGGUCCAUAUAAACCAGGUUUCGUAGCUGAAAAGCCUGAGUGGAACUCUACCGGCAAGUCGAGGAGUAGGGGCAAGAAGUGGAGGCUAGCGGCCAUCCUGACGCUUGGACUUCUUGUUGCUGCCGCCAUUGUCCUCGGAAUUGUAUUCGGUGUUGUGCUCAAGCGCGGCGGCGAAGAUAAGAAACAGGGCGAUUCCGCCGCUGAUGACAUGCAAAACAAUGGGGAUCUCGACAUCAACUCCUCCGAAAUCCAGGCGCUCAUGAAUAACCCCGGCCUACACAAAGUCUUUCCGGGUAUAGAUUAUACGCCACUCAAUUCCCAGUACCCGGAUUGCAUCCACAACCCUCCUUCGCAAAACAACAUCACUCGUGAUAUCGCGGUUCUGUCACAGAUGACCAAUACAGUUCGGCUUUACGGCACCGAUUGUAACCAAACCGAGAUGGUCAUCCACGCGCUGAAGCAGCUGAAGCUUGAUAACACGAUAAAGAUUUGGCUGGGCGUCUGGCAGGAUGGCAACACAACGACUAAUGAUCGUCAGCUCUCCCAGAUGUGGACAAUUCUCGACAGUUAUGGCGAUAAAUGGUUCAAGGGUCUUAUUGUAGCUAACGAAAUUUUGUUCCGCAAGGAAAUGACUCUCGCCAGUCUGAGCACACUACUCUCCGACGUCCGUACGAACCUCACCUCUAGGGGCAUGAAGCUACCAGUGGCAACCAGCGAUCUUGGCGACAAUUGGGAUGAAUCACUGGCCAAAGUGAGCGAUUACAUCAUGGCGAACAUUCACCCUUUUUUCGGCGGCGUCAACGCCAAGGAUGCAGCAGCAUGGACCACGACUUUCUGGAACGACCAUGCUGGCACCUUUAUGAAAUCAGACAAGUCUAAAAACAUCAUCAGCGAGACUGGUUGGCCGUCACAGGGUGGGUCGGACUGCUACCCGGAUACCAAAAGUACCAACUGCCCUGGUCGUGCGGUGGCUGGCAUUACCGAGUUGAACCAGUUCAUGAGCGAUUGGGUAUGCCAGGCACUCGCCAACGGAACCGAGUAUUUCUGGUUUGAGGCCUUUGACGAGCCAUGGAAAAUCCGAUUCAACACCAAGGACCAGCAAUGGGAGGAUCACUGGGGUCUCAUGGAUGUGGACAGGAAUCUCAAAAAGGGAAUCAAGAUUCCGGACUGUGGUGGCAAGACGGUUGCCUGAGCAACAAGACGAGAAUUUUUGGCGCCAAUGCUGCGCAUUGCGACCGUGGCCUUGUCUCUAACGUAGUCUGGGACACCAACAAGGUAAUAUUGGUUUAGCCAUCAUGGUAGAACGGGUGUGCUGCUCCUUCGAGGACAGUAAAGCUAGAAAGGCUUUGGCAUGUAUAUGAUGGCAUGAUGAUGAAGGGUAGGAUCGAUAGAUCUUGCCAUGCGGACAUGGAAAAGAAUUCACGACUUUCUGUUUCACAAGCGUUAAUACGGCGUUCGUACAGCAAUACAAAGGAUAUUGUGUUCGUUAUAUGGCCUGAUAUCUCUUGGCUUGGUCGAUGGAGGUCCUUCGGGGGGCCUCUGUUUUUUUUUUCGUUUUGUUUUUUUUCCUAUACUCGAUCACGAUAUAUUUCAUGGAUAUGGGUGACAAGAUAUUGUUGCUGGGGCUUGCUUUGCUGGACUUGAAUGGUUAGGACUGCCUUGGAUUGCGUGGCCUUGCAUUACCGUUAACCCUCUUUGCCAGCUGCUCUAUCAUUGUUCGACAUAGAUCAUACAGCUCUUUGCUCUUCGAUUCUUCUUGCCGCCUGGGUGGGCAAUCUCUCAUGAAUAUGUUAGCGUAUUAGUCACCACCAGCGCAAUAGACGUUGACUUUCAUAUAUAACAUACACAAAUCCACCUACACUUUAACGUUG